AUGAAAAUGUUGCGCCUACAAUGCAAAUCCCAUUCGGUGUUACUGCUGCUGCUGCUGCUGACGAUUCGAGGAGCACUCAGUGUGCCAGCACUGGACGCGACACCACCGGCAGCCACACCAAACACCAUCGACGAAAGUGACAAGCUGCUCGAGGGGAGUGGGGAGAUUGCGCCAACCAACAACAGCAGCGAGACGAGCCCACAGGUGGCAGAGUCUUCUGAGGUGUCUUCAGCGCCCGACAAUGAAGCCAGUGCCAGCUCAAUGGAUCCCACAACCAUCUAUGCAGGCGGACUCAUCACACCCGAGGCAUUUCAGCAGUAUCUGAGCCAGUACGGAGCCGCGGCGUAUGCUCCCUUUGGAGGCGGCUACCCAGCGCCGAUAUCCGCUGGAGCGCCUGGCCUCUAUCCCUAUCCAGGCCCCAUUGUGGUUCAGACCGGCUAUGAGGGCUUCCUGGUGCCCGCCAAUGCCGCUGGCCAAGCAGACACCACAGCUGUGGUGGCACCUGUACCAGCACCAGCCUCCUCCAACAAUCCCCUGCUAGCGUUUGCCUCCAAGCUGCUGCCGACCAUCCUCAUGUCCACGCUGUUCCGCAUCGCCGCUGUGGUGCUCUCCGCCGUCGGCGUUAUACUCUUUGGAAGCGCCAUCACUAGCGCUCUUUGUCGGAUGACGCCCAUUUGUGAUAUACCCGCCAAGGCAGCGGACAUCCUGCGCUCGGGCGGUGCCCAGGAUGUGGGUCGCAUGCUGGCCGAUGAGAUGACUCCGGAGCGGGUGCGACGUGCCACAGAAUUCGUGCGGAAUGCCAUCCGCAAGUAUCGACAGCUGCAGAAGCUGGUGGAGCCACAGCUGGAGGCAGAGUCCAGCUAGGGUGUUGGUCGGCAGCCAAGUACAAGCCAAGUGUGCUGGAAGG
Drosophila obscura is the source of this 907-nucleotide messenger RNA. RefSeq lists its product as uncharacterized. The coding region runs from base 1 to 864 and encodes 287 amino acids. Lineage: Eukaryota; Metazoa; Arthropoda; Insecta; Diptera; Drosophilidae. The transcript has 3 exons. The record is from RefSeq and is a predicted model, not a curated record.